Pseudomassariella vexata is the source of this 1076-nucleotide messenger RNA. RefSeq names its product 40S ribosomal protein S3aE. NCBI's taxonomy places the organism in Eukaryota, Fungi, Ascomycota, Sordariomycetes, Amphisphaeriales, Pseudomassariaceae. The record is from RefSeq and is a predicted model, not a curated record. Gene Ontology annotation, molecular function: structural constituent of ribosome. The transcript is spliced from 5 exons. Gene Ontology annotation, cellular component: ribosome; cytosol. The coding region runs from base 128 to 898 and encodes 256 amino acids. Gene Ontology annotation, biological process: translation.
CCUAUUUUUGCGGGUGGACUUUUUUCGCGGAAUUGACCAUCAUCUCGCAACAACACCUAUUCCCACCAACCAACCCUUCCACGUUCGGUACUGUCCAUUCUUGCGCGGAAAUCGACCGGUCGCAAAUAUGGCUGUAGGAAAGAACAAGAGAUUGUCCAAGGGCAAGAAGGGUCUCAAGAAGAAGACUCAGGACCCCUUCGCCCGCAAGGAUUGGUUCCAGAUCAAGGCGCCUGCGCCCUUCAACAUCCGAGAUGUCGGCAAGACUCUCGUCAACCGAACUACUGGUCUCAAGAACGCCAACGAUGCGUUGAAGGGCCGUGUCGUCGAGGUUUCGCUGGCCGAUCUGCAGAAAGAUGAGGACCACGCAUUCCGCAAGAUCAAGCUCCGUGUGGACGAAGUUCAGGGCAAGAAUUGCCUGACCAACUUCCACGGUCUUGACUUCACCUCCGAUAAGCUGCGAUCUUUGGUGCGAAAGUGGCAGUCCCUGAUUGAGGCCAAUAUCACGGUCAAGACCACCGACGACUACCUCCUCCGCCUCUUCGCCAUUGCCUUCACCAAGCGCCGCCCCAACCAGGUCAAGAAGACCACCUACGCCGCCUCAUCUCAAAUCCGUGCCAUCCGCAAGAAGAUGACCGAGAUCAUCCAACGUGAGGCCGCUACCUGCACUCUGCAGCAACUCACCGCCAAGCUCAUCCCCGAGGUUAUCGGUCGUGAGAUCGAGAAAGCCACCCAGGGCAUCUACCCCCUCCAAAACGUUCACAUCCGCAAGGUCAAGCUCCUCAAGUCGCCCAAGUUCGAGCUUGGUGCCCUGCUUGCACUGCACGGCGAGUCCACGACGAAUGAGGACGGCCAGAAGGUUGAGCGGGAGUUCAAGGAGCGGGUUCUCGAAGAGGUCUAAUGGUGACGAGCUCUUUGGAACAUGGUACGGCGUGAGGUUUUUCGCAACGGCAUAUGGUCUCACUUCUGGUUGCAUUUGGUGCGGCUACGGCAGCCGCAAAUAAAAGAGCCUCUCAGAACAGAUGAAUGGGAUGCUUAGCUUCAUGAAAAGAAGUGUUUGAUUUUUUCCACAAUCAGUA